CUCUCUCUCUCUCUCUCUCUCAGUCUCAUCUCUCAGCUUAUCCAGCUAGCUUUAAUUUGUUUUUUUCUCUCUUUGGAGUUUUCCUUAGUCCAAAGAAGCUUGGACGCUAACCAUGUUUCCUAUCUCCAUGUCCAAUUCAACUUCUUUGUCUGAGGAAGGUAAUAGUGUUUCUUCAGACUUUGCUGCUGCCUUAAACCCUCUUCUCCUGUCCACCAAUAUUUCUCCUCAUCAGUAUGAUCAGCCACCUAACAAAAUAAAAAAGAAAAGAAGCCUCCCCGGAAACCCAGACCCAGAUGCUGAAGUGAUUGCAUUAUCCCCCAAAACCCUACUUGCCACAAACAGAUUUGUGUGUGAGAUUUGCAACAAGGGUUUUCAGAGAGAUCAGAACCUUCAGCUUCAUAGGAGAGGCCACAACCUUCCAUGGAAGCUGAAGCAAAGGAACAGCCAGGAUCAGAUCAGAAAGAGAGCCUAUGUAUGCCCUGAGCCCUCAUGUGUUCAUCACCACCCUUCAAGAGCACUUGGUGACCUCACGGGGAUCAAAAAGCACUUUUGCAGGAAGCAUGGGGAGAAGAAGUGGAAGUGUGACAAGUGCUCCAAGAUCUAUGCUGUUCAAUCUGAUUGGAAGGCUCACUCCAAAACCUGUGGUACAAGAGAAUAUAGAUGUGACUGUGGAACCCUUUUCUCCAGGAAGGAUAGCUUCAUAACUCACAGGGCGUUCUGUGAUGCUUUGGCUGAAGAAAGUGCGAGACUCUCAGCAAACCAAUUUGCUACAGCCGCCAUCACCACCGCCACAAUUACACCUCAAAUCUCCCUCUUCCCUUUUCCAACCCACGGACAACAACACUUCACAAACCCAAACCCACCAUUGCCACCCUUCACUACCAUCUCCCUCACCCAAUGGGACCCCCCACAACCUCAUCAAAACCCUAACCCUAGCCCGAAUCCCACCCAAAACUCCCCACUCCAUCACCUCAUCAAGCCCGAAUCUCAUCACCAUUUCCCACCACCACCACAACAACUCUACAAGGGUUUAAUCAUCUCACCCUUCCAAAACCUCCAUGUCAGCACACAACCCAACUCCAACCCCACUACGUCAUCUACCCACCUUUCAGCUACUGCACUCCUCCAGAAGGCUGCAACCGUUGGUGCAGCAGUAGCCUCUGGAGCCCAACAGGGACAGUCAGCGGGCUUGACCGUGGGAGAGUUUGGGACCGCGAGCCACAUGAUAUCCACAGAGUAUCUAGGCGGGUUCGGGUCCGGAGAGCUCGCGACAUGGCGCAAGACUGACAGUCUGACAAGAGACUUUCUAGGUCUGAACGGGGAUGGCACGGGGCAUGAUAAUAAUAACGUUCGCGGUGUUCACGUCAAGGACAUGCUAACGUACGCCGGUGGCGUAGGGUUCCAUCAGCCGCCGUACGAGCGUCUUCGUGGCCAUGAUUCGCUGCUGAAGCCCCAGGGUUUCGGGUUCGCUGAGACUACUACUGCUUCGGAAACGUGGGGAGACUGUUGACCGUUCGGGCAGAAAUUUGACCGCAAGGGUAAGAAGGUAAUUUGGAGUUCUAUUAUGACGGAAAUAGCCCUGCAUUCUCUGUCCCGGAAACCGAAAAAUGUCGAAAUUAAAAUGAAGGCCUCUUGAGAAUACCUUCAUUGUGUAAUUGCACUACUUUCCCUCUAGAUUAUCACACUUAGUUCUAUCUUCUUGGAGACUUAUAAUUUCUGCAUUUUGUUACUUUAUAUUUCUUAAAAUUUGUUUGUUAUAGAUGACUUAAUUAAUGGUUUUCUUUA
Messenger RNA from Pyrus x bretschneideri (Chinese white pear), 1785 nucleotides. RefSeq names its product protein indeterminate-domain 12. The record is from RefSeq and is a predicted model, not a curated record. The transcript is spliced from 3 exons. The coding region runs from base 113 to 1510 and encodes 465 amino acids. Gene Ontology annotation, molecular function: DNA-binding transcription factor activity. Lineage: Eukaryota; Viridiplantae; Streptophyta; Magnoliopsida; Rosales; Rosaceae. Gene Ontology annotation, cellular component: nucleus.